Messenger RNA from Ylistrum balloti, 1518 nucleotides. RefSeq names its product pyrokinin-1 receptor-like. The record is from RefSeq and is a predicted model, not a curated record. Gene Ontology annotation, cellular component: plasma membrane. The transcript is spliced from 4 exons. Gene Ontology annotation, biological process: neuropeptide signaling pathway. NCBI's taxonomy places the organism in Eukaryota, Metazoa, Mollusca, Bivalvia, Pectinida, Pectinidae. The coding region runs from base 1 to 1518 and encodes 505 amino acids. Gene Ontology annotation, molecular function: neuromedin U receptor activity.
AUGGAGGUUAACGGUACUACCCUGAGCACGCUGGAGGAAACUGACCUGUUAUUACAGCUUUUGGGCGAUAAAAGAAAAGGCUUACCAUCUGUGAUCACACUAACUGUCGUUUACAGUAUCAUCUUCAUCACGGGCGUCAUCGGUAACGUGAGCACGUGCCUCGUGAUAGCGAGAAACACGUACAUGCACACUGUCACCAACUAUUACCUCUUCAGUUUGGCUGUUUCCGAUACUCUUACUCUCGUACUCGGAUUGCCUCCAGAAUUAUACUGCAUCUGGGAAGCGUACCCAUGGCGAUUUGGAGAACCGUUUUGCAUAUUCAAGGCUUUUUUAACGGAAAUGACGUCAUAUUCAUCCGUAUUGACAAUAACUGCAUUUACAAUUGAACGCUAUAUUGCUAUAUGUCAUCCGAUCAAAUCACAGACUUUAUCAAACCUUUCACGUGCUGUCAAGAUCAUAAUCUGUAUUUGGCUGGUGGCCGCAGCCUUUGCUAUCCCGUACCCGAUAUAUACUCGCGUCUACCACUACAUCCGAGUAAACAACACAGUGGUGGAUGACUCCCUCAUCUGCAGUAUAGCGCCGCCCUGGCGGGAUUUGAUGAUUCAUGUGUUUCAAAUGUCCACCUUUGUGUUUUUCGUCCUUCCGAUGACUAUGAUCACAAUCAUGUAUAUACUGAUCGGUCGGACGCUCAAUUCCUCUGAUUUUGGAACACCAGUUUAUGCUAAUUCGUCCUCCACGAAGUCCAAGGCUAGAAAAGCCGUGAUAAAGAUGCUAGUCGCCGUCGUUGUUGCCUUUUUUUGCUGCUGGGCGCCAUUUAAUGCACAACGUUUGAUGACGUCAUACAUACCACCAGAGAGUUGGACGCCAUCUCUAAUAGAGGCCCAAGCAAAACUUUUUUAUAUUUCCGGUGUUCUAUUUUUCGUCGGAUCCACCGUUAAUCCGAUUUUGUAUAAUUUGAUGUCAAAGAAAUUCCGCAUGGCUUUCCGACGUUCGUUGUGUAGGUGUUGUUACAACCCUGAUGAACUUAUUGAGUUGAGUGCUAGGUCAAAAUCGGUGCUAUACUCUGACCGGUCUCCCAACCUGAACCAGAACAGAUGUAUGUCAAACAUGAACCUAUACCCACGCUCACCACAAAUGAACAAGUCAAGAUCCGGAAGUUCUCUGGUACUUAUGAAGAACGGUAACUCUCAUAUUAUUUCCAAUCGCUUGACUGUGUCUAAUACGCAACAAUGGCCAAGCCCUCAAUCGGACAGACAUUGGUCGUCCACUUCAAUGGACAGACUUAAAGACAGAUCAGUUGGACGAAAUGACAGACAACCGAUCAGUCCAUGUAAACGACGGCUUAAUAUCAAAACAAACUCUAUCGUCAAGGUUUGUUCCAUGACGAGUAUGCUUAGUUUUACCGAGUACGAACAGGAGAUAUUCUUAGAGCUUGGGAGUUUUAAUAGCCAUACUCAUCUUUAUAGUAAAGAUCAAGGUGGUUCUCCAGAAACAGGAGAUACUGUGACAUUUCUAUAG